AUGAAGAAGGUCCUCGGAGAAUAUCAGUUUCCAGAAAUCUGGGAUGUCGCUUCUAUUGUCCCCCUGCUCCCUCCAUUUUCAGUCUUGACCUUGACUAUGGCAGUCAUCAGUGAAUUACUCAACAAUCCCUAUGUUGUACAGACCAACGAGAUUCCCUAUAGACGCAUUCCUUUGGUCGGGAAGACCUGGUGGGAGCUUACCAACAAAAAGGCCCGGCAACGCUUUACUCAGUCAUGUCGUGAACUAAUUGCCGAAGGCUUUGCAAAGGGAGUCAAUGUCUUUCAGAUCAUCGGAGCUACGAGCCCGAUUGUUGUAUUGCACCCGAAGUUUGUCGAUGAAAUUAAGAACAACCCAGAUCUGAGUUUUGAAGACUCCAUCAAAAAGGCAGUGCGGACCAGUUUGACCCAGGCUCUCGGGUCCAUUUCACUCCGGCUCUCGAAGGAGACAGGUGCGAUAUUGAAGGAAUCCUUGCCCGCCACCGAUGAAUGGAAGCCCUGCCAUUUCGCGCAUAAGGUUCCGUACAUGGUAGCCCGCCUCUCCUCUCUGAUAUUCGUUGGAGAGACCAUCUCCCACGACGAUGAGUGGAUCGAUGUUUCUGUGAACUAUGCCAUCGAUGCGUUUAUGGCUAUGCGCGAUCUGCGAGAAUGGCCAUCCAUUCUCCAUCCGGUCGUACACUGGUUCUUGCCCUCUACCCAGAAGCUACGCAAGCACUUAAAAAUGGCUCGUUCCAUCAUCAGCCGCGAGAUAGACAGGCGGGCGUUGAUUCGCGCGGGUAAGCUCCCUGCAGAUGAUCCACCUCGUGGACCUGACGCUCUGGACUGGUAUCGCGAGACCGCCGAAGCCCGGAAUAAUUUGACCUUUGACCAGUCUUGUGCUCAGGUUGGAUUGGCGCUGGCCGCCAUUCAUACCACGUCGAACUUGUUGACCAACGUCAUUUAUGACCUCGCGGCGUACCCAGAGUACAUUCAGCCGCUGCGUGAUGAGAUUCGUGCGGUUGCUGCUGAGGAUGGAGUUCUGAAGAAGACUAGUUUGCUCAAGUUGAGGUUGAUGGACAGUGUAAUGAAGGAAUCGCAGCGUACUAACCCACUUUCAUUGACCUCCAUGAACCGCCUCGCUCAUAAGCAAAUCGUGCUCUCCGAUGGAAGUGUAAUUCCAAAAGGCGCCAACAUGUUUGUUUCCACGAAGACACUAGAAGAUGACAGUAUCUACCCUAAUGCUUCCACUUACGAUGGCUAUCGGUUUUACAAGAAACGCCAGCAGCCCGGCAACGAACACAGACAUCAGUUUGUAACGACGACAAGUGAGCACUUUGUCUUCGGCCAUGGUAUCCACGCCUGCCCUGGCCGGUUUUUCGCUGCCAACGAAACCAAGAUUAUGCUCCUUCAUUUGCUCCUGAAGUACGACUGGAAACUGCAGAGCGGCGGUCGACCCCCGAACAUUGAAAAUGGUGUCGAGUCUAUCACCGACCCACGAGUUGAGAUUCUAUUCCGGUCGCGUGAAUCGGAGGUUGACCUAGGUUUCCUAGGAGAGUAG
Molecule: messenger RNA, 1533 nt
Organism: Penicillium mononematosum
Lineage: Eukaryota; Fungi; Ascomycota; Eurotiomycetes; Eurotiales; Aspergillaceae
Product: cytochrome P450
Exons: 7
Coding region: 1-1533 (510 amino acids)
Molecular function (GO): monooxygenase activity; oxidoreductase activity, acting on paired donors, with incorporation or reduction of molecular oxygen; iron ion binding
Source: RefSeq, a predicted model, not a curated record